Malania oleifera is the source of this 2310-nucleotide messenger RNA. RefSeq lists its product as uncharacterized. NCBI's taxonomy places the organism in Eukaryota, Viridiplantae, Streptophyta, Magnoliopsida, Santalales, Ximeniaceae. Gene Ontology annotation, molecular function: methyltransferase activity; structural constituent of ribosome. The record is from RefSeq and is a predicted model, not a curated record. Gene Ontology annotation, cellular component: mitochondrial small ribosomal subunit. Gene Ontology annotation, biological process: translation. The transcript is spliced from 15 exons. The coding region runs from base 510 to 2021 and encodes 503 amino acids.
GGGGAUUUGGGACUCACAACUGGGCUGGGCCUCAGUAUGACUCACCCGGCGAACCGAACCCGUGUGAGUUCUCACCCUGACCCGACGCAAAGGCUGAACUCAAUCGGGCACAAGUUCCUUCGAAUUCACCUUCUUUUCUCCUCAACACCUUUUGAUUCCUCACCAUAGCGGGCCGGUUUCACGUCUCCGGCGCUACUGGAUCAGAGGUUCAGCCUUCCUUCUGGUCGACUUGCCGGGAGAAGCCUCCGCCGGAAAUAUCGAGACACUGCUGUGUUCCGGCAGCCGCAAUCUUUCAUCAGAAAACAGUUCUCUUGCUGCUCCUUCUGCUCAAUUCUACGACGCUGGAACUGCACACAGCAUUUGUUUCGUCGAGGAUAAGUAGAAGGCCGUCAAAGCCCUGUGAGACUCCCGGUUUGAGAGAAGUUCUAAAAUCCUAUUCUGUCAAGUUCCCCUGUUUCUGUAAAACCCUACUCACUCCACCAUUAAACCCCUCAACCUUGGUACUAAAAAUGGCGUCCUUUAUUCCAGAAACGGCUCCAAAGCUUUUCACUCAUGAAACACUCCGCUCUGCAGCCAAGCAGUCUGAACGAAUCAACAUAGUGCCCGUCCGCCUCCGUAGAGCGAUCAAGAAGUUCAUUCGAGAGCAAGAUAACUGCCACAUGAAGAGGAAUGUGUUGAGUUUGUCUCAGUCCUUCAAUGAAAUUAAGAAUGUCAACCUCUUGCUUACUGCCUCCACAUCGAAGGAGUUGGUUGAAGAUCCUCUCAAGGCUGUGGAAUGCUCAAAGCGGUGGAAGAUCAAGAGCUCUUAUGGAGAUAUCGGACUCAAGUACCAAGAUGAUGCAACUGUGGCCUAUGUUGCUUCUCGAAUGCCUGCUGUAUACUCUGCAUGUUACAGAGUUCUCAGUGAGGUCCGUAGAAGGCUGCCCGGUUUCUCUCCAGCUAGAGUAUUAGAUUUUGGUGCUGGCACUGGUUCAGCAUUAUGGGCAGUGCGAGAAGUUUGGCCACGGUCUUUAGAGAGACUUAACUUAGUAGAACCAUCAAAAUCAAUGCAGCGUGCUGGUCAGAGUCUUAUACGAGAUCUGAAGGACUUGCCACUUAUUCGAGGCUAUGAUAGUAUUCAAGCGCUAAUGAAGAAAAUCAGUAAGUCAGAUAGAGAGCACGACCUUGUAAUUGCUUCAUAUGUGCUUGGAGAGAUACCAUCUCUGAAGGACAGAAUUACCAUAGUGCGCCAGCUUUGGGACCUAACACGGGAUGUUCUGGUUUUGGUUGAACCUGGUACACCACAAGGUUCUAGAAUUAUUUCUCAGAUGCGAUCUCACAUUUUGUGGAUGGAGAAAAGGAAGUGCCGCAAAGUUAAAAGUGCAUCUAACCAAGCUUCAAAGGACUUAGUGGUUUCCAAAAGUGGUGCAUUUGUAGUUGCUCCAUGUCCUCAUGAUGGACCUUGCCCUUUAGCAAAUACUGGAAAAUAUUGUCAUUUUGUUCAGCGCUUGGAGAGGACAUCAUCACAGCGUACAUACAAGUCCAGAGGCCAGCCUUUGCGUGGCUUUGAAGAUGAGAAAUUUUGCUUUGUUGCUUUCAGACGAGGACAACGGCCACAGGAACCUUGGCCUCUUGAUGGUAUGGAGUUUGAAACUUUGAAGGAGCAGCAUGCGAAAAGAAAACCAGAAGAUCUUGAAGUUGACUUUGAGGACCAAUUUGAGUCAGAAGUCGAGGACAUUCCAUACGAAGACGAUCCAGCUUCCUACGAUUCUGAUGUUACAGAAACAGAUGCCUGUGAUGAGAAUGAUGUAGAGGAGGAAGAAGAGGAAGAAACAGACUGUGCAGGUCUUGGGACUGGUUGGGGUAGGAUUAUCUUCUCUCCAGUUCGAAGGGGGAGACGGAUUACCUUGGAUGUGUGUCGAUCAACCAGACGUGAUGGCUCAGAGGGCUCUUUUGAGCGUGUGGUAGUUUCACAGAGUAAGAAUCCUACACUGCAUCAUCAGGCCAGAAGAUCUGUAUGGGGUGACUUAUGGCCUUUUUAAGGUACAGAAGGAAGUCAUGAAAGACCAGGCACAUCCCCCCUCAGUAGUGCCAGCUGCGGUCGUCUUACUACCCCAGCUCCAUUGCUACUUGCAGUGCGUGGGCAAGCUUGCUCGUAUCUUUUUGUCGAAGUUAAAAUUUUUAGUGUACGAUUUGAAAUCCACCAAUUGUUGAGUGCCACAUGAGCACUUGGGUUCACACGAGUGAGAGGUGCGCUUCGGGAUGGAUCUCAUUCACACCACUUUGAUGGUCUAAGAUUAAUAUAGCAUAUUGUUAUUGGCGAAUUUUAAA